Halichondria panicea is the source of this 6476-nucleotide messenger RNA. RefSeq lists its product as uncharacterized. The record is from RefSeq and is a predicted model, not a curated record. The transcript has a single exon. The coding region runs from base 3149 to 4987 and encodes 612 amino acids. NCBI's taxonomy places the organism in Eukaryota, Metazoa, Porifera, Demospongiae, Suberitida, Halichondriidae.
GAGACCCCGAUACGGGUACCAAAUUACGAAUUACAUGCAUAAACCCAAGAAUAUCUGUUCUCCCCCUAUACGUCUAUAAUAUACCCCCAUACUGUCCAUACUUGAGGUACUCAAUGUGUAAUUAGUGUACUAAUACAACUGUGAAUAUACGGUCAGUCGAGGGAAGAGAGUUGACGUCAUCAAAGAUCUUUAAUUCCCCAUUCUCGAUUCUCAAGGUCGAGCGGCUGACUGUAUCUUAUUUAAAAAAAAAAAAAUUUUUUUGUUUAUUUGUGUGUCUUCUCUUUUGAUUAUCCUUUGCUGUGUGUGUUUCUAGUUACCCUCCUAAAAGGUUCCCUAAUUAAGGCUCUAAAUACCUACUUCCCCGCCCUAUAAUGUCCACACGUAACUAUGUACAAUAGUAGAGGUCUUGGCAUACAACAAUAGAACAUAACAAACUUAUAUGUACAUACCUCUGGAAUAAAAUAAACAUCAGAUGUCAAUAUGAUUGAAAAGUAAAUUAAGCGAGCAUCCCGUUUGAGUUAGUAAUAUGAGCAGUGGACACAAUUCCACCCAAAAGUUAUUUAUUAUUUUCUUAUAAUUUUAUCUUGAAACCUCGAACACACACACACACACACACACACACACACACACACACACACACACACACACACACACACACACACACACACACACACACACACACACACUACUAUCUAUUUGAUGCCUGUUGCUAAUUCUAAGAACCAAAAUUUGAGGUUAAUGUUUGUUGUAUGCUUGCUUCAGCUAGUUUAACCACAUAGAAGAACCCACAUUCCCCAAUCACACUAUCAACUACAUGUACCACAAAACCUGACCCAGACAAUACAGGGUUGUACUUUAUACCUAAGCCCCCCUCAGAAGUUUUCUUUUAAAAGCCAACUUGAAGUAUCACAGCAACCAAUAUCAAGUCCAAGUUAGAAGAUAAGUCUUAUAAUUUAUGUCAGCUUGACCUCAACGUUUUACAGCUUUACAAUAAUUAUUCAGCAUGGCCCCAAUGUGAAUAGAUGUACAAUAACUAUUGGGUGUUAUAUAGCACUGUAGUUGCAUGUGUAUGUGACUGAAUGCAACAGAUGAAUGGGGAGAGUUGGUGCACCAUUAAAGACUCUUUAACCCAUCAUUCUCGGCUCUCCAGGCCGAGCAUCUGUAUGCUUUUUUGUUUCUGUCUGUUUCUGUGUUGUGUGUACCUUUAGUCAAUUAAAGAAAUCAGAUCAGCAUGACCACCCCCCAGUAACAUACAUGUGUACAUAGAUAACUAAUUAUGAGUACAGUACUGUAAUCUAUAAAUAUAGUAGGAUGUGUAAUAAUGUAAAGUAAUACUAAGGAUAAAGAAAAGACACAGCGCUGACAGCAUUUUUCUUAAAAAAGCACAGAAAGACACAUACAUGUAACAGGUCAAAUUCUAUCAAUUACUACAUCUACAUGUACAUAUAAUUACCCAAACCCCCUCCCCCUGGCCUCCCUUGAGAGUAGUUAAAACCAGCAGAUUAGACCCAAAAAACACAAUUCAUGCAAGUAAAGACUAGAUCACAAGAGUUGAAGGUAAUAAAGUACAAAUAAAUAAAACUGCAUAUUAUUGUAAUAGUAUAAUAAUAGUUAGAAGCAUGAAUAUAAAUAAUAGCUAGCUAGCUUACCAGCUUGAAAUUAGUUAUUCCUGCAGCCAUUCAUGUCUCAUAAGUUUAAUUUGUAAAUGCAUUAUAAGGAAAUAGGAGAGGUGGUUACCCAAUUCUACGGUCAGAUAAGGCAGUUCCUCGCAAUUUAUUUUUUCGUUUCAACCCCUCCAACACACACGUGCUCCUUGAGUACGGGGCUGAGUCUGUGGCGUUGGGUCUAUGCCCUCUGGCAUUGCGCCUUAUGUGGCUGGGCCUCUCGUUUCGGGCUCAGUCGAGGAAUCUGGUUUCGAUAUGAAGUCACUGCCCUUAGUUUAUGUGGUCCACUUCUCACAACCCUAGGUUAUUUAACUGAAAUUUAUUUAACUGAAAACCAAUUAAUUUGAAGAGACUGAAUGGCUACUUGAAUAUCGGCUAUAUACAUACUGAAUUUCAACACUUAAAUGUUUUCACAGCCAUGAAUAAACAAGCUAAAGAAUUCCUAAAAGCCAAAUCGGCUCAGUAUCAGAAACUUCGCUCAGCUGUCUCUAUCCUAGAGGAAAACAUUCAAAGGCAAAACCAACUGAAAUUAGGAGCGAUCCCGGAAGAAUUCAUACCGAAACCUAACUUAACCUGCGAAAACGACACUUUCCAUCAACAAUUUCUAUCAGAAUACUCCCACAUCUUCACAAAAUAUCUAGAAGCAGUAAUAACCAGCAACAACCAGAGUUUGGCCCAAACAAAGACAGCACUAGAAUCUCUUGUGAAUGACACAGAACGAGAUUUACUUAAAUUUGAAAUACGUGACACAGAUAUCCAAAUACAAUACAGAAAAUUCCUAAAAGAAAACAAGAUCCACGGACACGUCCCCACACCUGAGUUGCAAAUCAGACUAAAUAAAAAACAUCGGCCGCCAAGGCUUUCUCUCGGUGCGAAACGCAAUACUCGCAGAAAACGGUGUAGAGAAAUAUCUCAACACCCAAUAGCCCAAAAAAUUCCCAAAACAUCACAAACUCCUUUUUUAUGGGAAGGCCCCCAACCGAAACACAACCCACCAGGUGCGUCCACAAUCUGAGCUCACUCACCCUCACCACUGCCGAAUCACAAUUACUAAAUAAAGGCCUAAGCUUCGCACCCACCAAAAACUUAUGUAGUACGGAACCCAAAUUACAACUGUUACGAGAGUUUAACGAAUACUCAAAGUCACUUAGAAGAAUAUACACUAACUCUAUAUAUUAUCGCACGCCGAAACCAGUAAAAAGUGGUAUACCCACAACGACAGAAAAAGUACAUAGACCAAUGCGAUUCCUACCAACAACCACAUACUCUUCUUUUAAUGAUACAUACAAUAGUGGAUACAGAAAUGUCGAACAAUACAUUUCCGUCACAAAAGAUAAUAUCAAUGACCAGUUACACGAAAUCUUCAAGCCCAAAACAAAUGUCACACUCGCAGAAUCUCUAGCACUACAAAAAUUCAAAAAACAAAAAAAAAAAAAAAUCGAGUCACCAUUAAGCCAGCAGAUAAGAACUUAGGCGUAGUUGUAAUGGACACCACAGAAUACGUCCAACAAUGCCUCCUAAUCUUACUAGACGAUAAGGUAUAUAAAAGAACCGCCGAGUAUCCCACCACCAAAAUCACCAACCAACUCCAAGAAGUUCUGUCAAAAUACCAUACCACACUCACUAGUACGGAUAAGCGGCUAAAACGAUUCGUUCUCCCCAAUAAAGACAUUUUCCAAAUUCCACAAUUUUACGGCAUUCCGAAAAUUCAUAAACAAUUCAAAAAACUGCCACCAGUCAGACCCAUAGUUGCAAACUGUAAUUCUCCACUAACGCCAGCUAGUAAGCUCUUAGAUCAUGUGCUUCAACCCCUAGCUCAAACGUAUGAAGAUUACCUACAAAAUUCCGCUUGUUUGUCACUAAUUCUAGAAGACUUACAAAUUCCCGACAAUGUGCUAUUAGUAGCAAUUGACGUCAACUCAUUGUAUCCCUCCAUUCCUCAAGAGGAAUGUCUGCAGAUAAUAUACACCGAAAUGUUAAGUCAUAGGUACACGUUGCUGCUAGACCCAAAUCUAAUCAUCCAACUCCUACAAAUAUGCGUUAAUCACAAUUAUUUCGAGUUUGGACCAGUUACAUUCCAACAAAUACAAGGCACAGCAAUGGGAGCCCCGUUCUCACCCACCAUCGCUAACAUAUUCAUGUCGGUAAUCAUCAGAAGAUUUUUAGAAAAACAACCAGCUAAACCUCUCCUGAUUAAAAGAUACAUAGAUGACAUUUUUAUAGUGUGGCAGCAUGAUGAAAACUCGCUAAUCAGCUUCCUAUCCGAACUCAAUGUAUCCCACCAAAAAUUAAGUUACAAAUACUCCUACUCAUCUCAACAAGUCUCGUUUCUAGAUAUGACAAUUUACAAAGGUCCCCACUUCCACAAAUCCCGAAAACUAGACACAAAAACCUUCCAAAAACAACAAAAUCUCUACCAGUACCUACAUUAUACAUCAAACCAUCCGAAACACAUCUUCAAAUUCAUCAUCACCGGAGAAUGUACCAGACUUGUGCGCACAAACACCACCAUCCAGGAGUUUCAAACCAUGACUCAGCUCCUUAGCAUACGCCUUAAAAAACGAGACUAUCCCCAAACCCUCAUUGACAAAACCAUCAAUUCCGUGUCAUAUGAGAGAAGACCUCAGUUACUUCGGAAAAUGAAAAAACCUCCUGCCAGAGUAAGACCGCCCAUUUUCAAAUGCCUCUCGCCUCCAAAUUUCCAAUUGCUAAAAAGCGUCACACUACAGCACUACAAAGGCUUACUAUUACCCAGUCCCAGAAUAAUCAAUCUGAAACAUCAAAAUCUCGGUAAAGAACUCAUUAGGGCCAAAAUCAGUUUAAACGAAGAACAAACGCUCAGAAUUGAAGUAACCUUUGAUCAAGUCCACCAACACACAAUUACAAGAAGCGUUCCCACUCUCACACAACACACUCGAAUAAGUAAGUGUAUGAAACCGAGCUGUGCAACAUGUCAACACCUAGUAUGUAAUAGAUUUUUCAGAUCAUCGAAAUCAGAAAAAACGUAUCCAAUCAGACACCAAUUUUCCUGCAAUUCAAGAUAUCUCAUAUAUCUAAUUACAUGCUCACAUUGCAAGAAACAGUAUGUGGGUUACACCACUCAAACGCUUCGAACUAGAAUCAAUCAUCAUCGUAGCAAUAUUUUCAACAAAGUAAGAACGUAUAUAAGCAACCACUUCAACUUUACCGAUCACUCUGUCAGAAACCUGAAAGUACAGUGUAUUGACGCAGCAACGUCCUUCACAGAACUCCAAGCUUUAGAACACUACUGGAUAGCUACACUUAGAACAAUUAUUCCACAUGGACUAAAUGUAUUAUCAUAAUGUAUCCACGUGUUUUUAAUUAAGUCACAUGACUUGCAGUAAAUACACCUCGAUCCAUUUAAAAAGAUAGCUGUGCAAAAUCUAAAACAGAUACUGAGAUUGCGCAUGCGCGUACCGUUCCCCAUGUAGGGGAUUGGGACCUUUACCCACAAGGGUGGGGUCCCAAUCCCCCACCCUUGUGGGUAAAGUCACACACACACACACACACACACACACACACACACACACACACACACACACACUACUAUCUAUUUGAUGCCUGUUGCUAAUUCUAAGAACCAAAAUUUGAGGUUAAUGUUUGUUGUAUGCUUGCUUCAGCUAGUUUAACCACAUAGAAGAACCCACAUUCCCCAAUCACACUAUCAACUACAUGUACCACAAAACCUGACCCAGACAAUACAGGGUUGUACUUUAUACCUAAGCCCCCCUCAGAAGUUUUCUUUUAAAAGCCAACUUGAAGUAUCACAGCAACCAAUAUCAAGUCCAAGUUAGAAGAUAAGUCUUAUAAUUUAUGUCAGCUUGACCUCAACGUUUUACAGCUUUACAAUAAUUAUUCAGCAUGGCCCCAAUGUGAAUAGAUGUACAAUAACUAUUGGGUGUUAUAUAGCACUGUAGUUGCAUGUGUAUGUGACUGAAUGCAACAGAUGAAUGGGGAGAGUUGGUGCACCAUUAAAGACUCUUUAACCCAUCAUUCUCGGCUCUCCAGGCCGAGCAUCUGUAUGCUUUUUUGUUUCUGUCUGUUUCUGUGUUGUGUGUACCUUUAGUCAAUUAAAGAAAUCAGAUCAGCAUGACCACCCCCCAGUAACAUACAUGUGUACAUAGAUAACUAAUUAUGAGUACAGUACUGUAAUCUAUAAAUAUAGUAGGAUGUGUAAUAAUGUAAAGUAAUACUAAGGAUAAAGAAAAGACACAGCGCUGACAGCAUUUUUCUUAAAAAAGCACAGAAAGACACAUACAUGUAACAGGUCAAAUUCUAUCAAUUACUACAUCUACAUGUACAUAUAAUUACCCAAACCCCCUCCCCCUGGCCUCCCUUGAGAGUAGUUAAAACCAGCAGAUUAGACCCAAAAAACACAAUUCAUGCAAGUAAAGACUAGAUCACAAGAGUUGAAGGUAAUAAAGUACAAAUAAAUAAAACUGCAUAUUAUUGUAAUAGUAUAAUAAUAGUUAGAAGCAUGAAUAUAAAUAAUAGCUAGCUAGCUUACCAGCUUGAAAUUAGUUAUUCCUGCAGCCAUUCAUGUCUCAUAAGUUUAAUUUGUAAAUGCAUUAUAAGGAAAUAGGAGAGGUGGUUACCCAAUUCUACGGUCAGAUAAGGCAGUUCCUCGCAAUUUAUUUUUUCGUUUCAACCCCUCCAACACACACACACACACACACACACACACACACACACACACACACACACACACACACACACACACACACACACACACACACACACACACACACACACACACACACACACACACACACACACACACACACACACACA